Messenger RNA from Talaromyces marneffei, 1782 nucleotides. RefSeq lists its product as uncharacterized. The coding region runs from base 1 to 1782 and encodes 593 amino acids. The record is from RefSeq and is a predicted model, not a curated record. NCBI's taxonomy places the organism in Eukaryota, Fungi, Ascomycota, Eurotiomycetes, Eurotiales, Trichocomaceae. Gene Ontology annotation, cellular component: lipid droplet. The transcript is spliced from 6 exons.
AUGGCUUCGAAACCAGGUCGUAGGACCUCUCUGAGGCUUGAUUUGUCUCAUGGCGCUCCUCUAGAGUCGCCACCAGGCAUUGCUGCGUUGUUUUUGAUCCGCUUCGAUAUCAAGAAAGGAUAUGUUAUUUCAUGGCAAGAGUCGAUACCGGGUAUCGACCUCGAAGGCGCCGUCGAAUACAAGUCACUCCCAUCGGGGCUACACAACGUUUCGGAGGAUCUCAUAUAUUUCGUCCACGAUGAAUACGCUGGAAUAUGCGCCUUCGUAAAUCAGCCUGCUGCCGAAGCCGAGCGCAAUGCUCUGAUGCUAGCUGUAGGUGUCUUGGUUCCUCUGAGCUUUGGAAGACUCGGGAAGAGCUGGAGACAUGCGGCGGGACUGAAGAAGCUUGCAAAGCAAUGCGCGAACAAUAUAUCCGAUACCCAAGCCCUAGAAGAAUAUUGGGACAAGUACCACGUUCGCGAUAACGAGCUGAGACUAGAAGACACACCACCGGACUCUCCUGCCGUGCUUCGCACAUCGUUGAAAGCAGAUCAUCCUCUACGGUCGAGGAGUUCCCUCAGCGAUGCAGCGGGUUUAGAAACAACCAAACCAUUCCUAGCACCUUAUCACCCUGCCUUAUCACUUCCGGACUUUCUCGAAAAUUUUGGCCCUCUGAUAUUCCCUCUAUAUCGAGCUUCUCUCCUACGAAAAAGAAUACUGAUUGUGACCGAAGCUCCGGUUCAAAUAUCCUGUGACUAUGUCUAUGCGCUUGCACUGCUAUCAUCUCUUCCCCAAUCACUCUCUGCCUUCUUUGAUCAGGAUGGCACACCACCUCUCCGCCCGCGACCAAUCUUCAACGUGGGCAUCCACGACAUUCCCUUUCUCUCGACGAACUCCGAUACAUCUUCAAGCUGGAUUGCCUGCACAACAGACAACGUCUUAGCAACAAAGACCGACCUUUUCGACAUAUUAGUUACUAUGCCAACGAUCUACUCACCACAUAAUCCACAAAAGACCUUCCCCAAAAUCGAAAUUGUUCACCGCGUCGACGCACAGCCAAAAGCCACCAAACUCGUCACCCUAAAGGCAACACAACGCGACGGUCGUCGCUUCGUCUUACUUCGCGAUGGACUCCGUCGCUUAUCCAGCGCCGAGACAGAACAAGACCAGAAACCGAACGAUAACAUAGACGACGCCGCAUCAACCUUUUCAUCCUCCUCAAUCAUUGAACCCUUAUCCUGGCCACGAUUAGCAUACACAUCCUUCUUAUGGUGGGCUUCCGCAGGCGAAAAGCGCGCCGGGUUAUCCGAAGAUGAAGAAGAGCAAGACGAACAGGAUACAAGUUUAUUACCAAAUACACAUCAAGGCGGCCUUGCCCAUCCGGGACUUCAGUCGUAUGAAAUCGAUCAGCCGAGAGAGAUAGCGCUUAUAGCUUACUUCCGCCGCUUGACGACGCUUAUAUUCACAACCCUCGCCGACGCUGUUGCUCGUCAAGACGCAAUCGAUGCAACAGACGAAUUUACCGCAACAGGCGAAUACCACGACGACCCCGAUGGCGACGCUGAAUCAUUCUCCGCCGACCGUGACACCAAUCCCCUCCUCCCCGCUACCACCGACAUCCACGGCAAAGAAGAAGAUCUACCACACGUCUCAAUCACAUCAUCCGACAUUUCCGAAAUGGGCCUCGACAUGUGGAGUGCCACAGAUCGUGUAUUCAUUGAAGAAUUAUUGCAGAUAUGGUGGGGACGCAGAGCGGAUAUAAAUGGGACGAGGAUUAGGUGUUGUGGUAUACCGAUAUUGUAA